AUGGUGAAAAUACCGGGGCACAUUACUUACGAUGGCACCUCGGACCCAAAGGAUCACAUUGCCUCUUACGAGGGGCACAUGUAUCUUAACCCCAGGUCCGAGGCGACCUGGUGCAAGUAUUUUCCAACAACCCUCAAAGGUGUUGCACAAUCGUGGAUCACCAAAGGAGUAAAAGAAGGCUCUAUAUCUGGUUGGAAAGACCUUUCCAACAAAUUCAAGAGAAAAUUUUCCACGGCUAACCGCCGAGAAAAGAUAACUGCAGAGCUGAUGAGUCUGCAGCAAUCGAAGACCUUGGAGGAAGCUUUGGAUGCCUCGGAUAAAUUUAUCCGAGCCGAAGAAUGGAACAAGGUAAAAUCUCAGUCCCAACCAGGGACUGAGAAAGCUAAAGGACAACUGUCCGAAGGCCCAACAUUGAGGAAAGGGAAGGCCAAGGCCUCAGAUUCGUCCUCGACUGCCGAGCCGGAGAAAGAAAAUUGUGUUGAUGCAGCUGCAGCUAUAGGAUUAGAUCUUUCCCAUAAUAAACUAAGUGGGAGAAUUCCCUCACAACUUUUUAGCCUUUCUACCUUGUCUAUGCUACUUGAUCUAUCUAACAACUGCCUAGUUGGGUCUCUCCCGGAAGAAGUAGAGCAAUUGAAUAAUCUUGAGGUGCUUAAUGUUUCUAUAAACAUGCUCUCUGGUGAGAUACCAAGCUCCCUUAGUAGCUGCAUUGCGUUAGACAUGCUAGGGAUGGAGCUGCAAGUACUUGAGGGUGCAGUACCUAGUGAUGGAGUCUUCAGCAAUCUAACAGCCUUUUCGGUCCAUGGAAACAAUAGGCUCUGUGGAGGGGAACUAAGACAUCUUCCAAAUUUGUCGUACCAAACCCUUCUUAAAGCCACAAAUGGCUUCUCUGGGGAAAAUUUGAUUGGCAGUGGUACAUUUGGGGUUGUGUAUAAGAGAAAUUUUGACGACAAUAUAUCAACAGCUGCAAUCAAGGUAUUCAAACUCGAGCAUCAUGGUGGUUGCAAGAGUUUUAUGGCAGAAUGUGAAGUCCUUCGAAACAUCAGACAUCGGAAUCUUGUCAAGGUGAUAUCAGCUUGUUCAAGUGUUGAUUAUCAAGGAAACGGUUUUAUGGCUUUGGAUUACGCGUACAUGGUGAAUGGGAGUUUAGAUGAUUGGUUGCAUCCAGCAAGAACAAUAAGGAGGCUUCAAGAUGCACCAAGGACCUUAAAUUUCCGCCACAGACUUGAUAUUGCAGUGGAUGUUGCAUUUGCUUUAGAGUAUCUUCAUCAUAAUUGUGGGGCAUCUAUAGUUCAUUGUGACCUCAAACCAAGCAAUGUUCUCCUUGAUAAUGAGAUGGUCGCACAUCUUGGUGACUUUGGUUUGGCUAAAUUUCUUUCAGGGGACGUUAAUAGCUCUGCAAAUCAGUCCAACUCUAUCGGUUUCAGGGGAACUAUUGGCCAUGCUCCUCCAGAAUACGGUUUGGGAAAUGAAGCAUCUACUCACGGCGAUGUCUAUAGUUUUGGAAUUUUGUUAAUGGAAUUGUUUACCGGAAAGAGGCCUACUAAUGAAAUGUUUAAAGGGGGUAUGAACCUCCAUACCUUUGUGAAAGCAGCUCUUCCUGAAGGGGUGACCGAAAUUUUAGAUAAUCUUUUUCUUUUUUAG
Chenopodium quinoa (quinoa) is the source of this 1641-nucleotide messenger RNA. RefSeq names its product receptor kinase-like protein Xa21. Gene Ontology annotation, biological process: protein phosphorylation. NCBI's taxonomy places the organism in Eukaryota, Viridiplantae, Streptophyta, Magnoliopsida, Caryophyllales, Amaranthaceae. Gene Ontology annotation, molecular function: protein binding; protein kinase activity; ATP binding. The record is from RefSeq and is a predicted model, not a curated record. The transcript has 6 exons. The coding region runs from base 1 to 1641 and encodes 546 amino acids.